UUGGAUUGGAAUGAGAUUUCAUUAUGUUUACGUUUACGUGCCUAACAAAUUUUGAUUAAAAAGGAAAUAUGAUACACAUUGUAAAUAACAGUAAUGAACAAAUUACAUGAUAAUAAAUCUUAAACUUUGAUUCACAACUGUCUUAAGUGCUUUGUCUACAUAAACCACGACUAUACUGAAGUCUAUCUACUGGUUCUAUUAAUCGCAAUGCAGGGUGAUGAUCCACCCUACUUGCCAGUGGGGACUGAUGUUAGUGCAAAAUACAAGGGUGCAUUCUGUGAGGCUAAAAUAAAAAAAGUUGUACGGAAUAUUAAAUGCAAAGUUACACUUAAAGCUGGUGGAGGAACAAUUACUGUGAAUGAUGAUGUAAUAAAAGGUACAUUGAGGAUUGGAAGUACUGUAGAAGUGAAACAGGAUCCGAAAAAAGAUGCAAUGGAAGCUGUAAUUACUAAAAUACAGGAUUGCAGUCAAUAUACUGUUGUGUUUGAUGAUGGUGAUAUCACAACAUUGAGGCGAUCAGCGCUUUGCCUGAAGAGUGGAAGGCAUUUCAAUGAAAGCGAGACUUUAGAUCAAUUGCCAUUGACACACCCUGAACACUUUUCUACCCCAGUCAUAGCAGGACGACGUGGCAGAAGAGGACGCGCCCAGUCAGAUGAUAGUGAAGGCGAAGGUACAAGUCGUCCCGUGAAGGCGGACAGUGCCGAGCGCGAACCGCACGUGGGUCGCGUGGUGCUCGUGGAGGCGGCUAGUGGCGCGGAGAGGCGCCGACCGCACCAGCCCGCCUUCCCAGCGCUGGUCGUGGCGCCCACGGCACAGAUCAAGGUCAAGGAGGAUUAUUUAGUACGCUCCUUCAAAGAUGGACGAUAUUACACAGUACCCAAAAAAGAAGCACGCGAGUUCCGUAAGGGCAGCGCACCGCUGGAAUGGGCAGGAGUUGAAGCCGCUCUGCAAUAUUUGAACCAAGGUGUGCUGCCUCCACACUGGGAUCGAGACACGCUCUUCAACGAACCCCGAAACACUUCUGAUGAUAGUUCCGAUGAUGAACCAAGAGAAGAAAAAGAUCAUUUCGUGGCUCAACUGUAUAAGUUUAUGGAUGACCGUGGAACACCGCUCAAUCGGAACCCGACUAUAGCCAACAAAGAUAUUGAUUUAUAUAGACUAUUUCGGGUCGUUCAAAAACUAGGAGGCUACAACAGGGUCACUAAUCAAAAUCAAUGGAAAACUAUUGCUGACAAAAUGGGCUUUCAUCCGGUGACGAAUAGUAUAACGAAUCUCUGCAAACAGGCGUAUAAAAAAUUCCUGCACAGCUUCGAAGAUUUCUACCGAAAGCUGGGAGUGACGUUAGUGGCGCACCCGCGCGGCGCACGCACUCCGCCCGCCGGUAGAUCUCUCAUACGAGACAAAGAUAAGCAGCCCCUCACUUCGUCCUCCGCUUCAAGCACACCGACAGGCACUCCCAGUCAGCGCGGCAAAGACAAAGAUUCUGACAAGAGCGAGACGGACAAAAGUGAAAAGAGCGAGAAAGAAGAAAAAACAGAGAAAACGAAAGAGAAACCUCGGGCUAGCGACGAAGAGGACAGCGCCGACAAUCAACCGCUCGUAGUUGCCGUGGCUCCAAAGAUCGAAAAGGAUAAAGAAAAAGAUAAAGAGAAGGAGAAAGAAAAGGAUAAAGAGAAAGAAAAGGAAAAGGAGAGAGAAAAAGAGAAAGAAAAUAGGAAAGAAAAAGAAAAAGUGAAAGAUAAAGAGAAGGAGAAAGAAAAGGAAAAGGAAAAAGAUAAAGAACGUGAAAAAUCAACGUCGACUACCACGAGCGAAGAGAAAGUGCUAGUGAAACCACGUUCGCAGUCUAAAGGACGUUCCUCGAUGCCGCCUUCUAAACCAGACUCCCACGACAAGCGGACACCGAAGAGACGCCCACUCUCCUCGAAAAGCGAGAGCGCAGGCUCAAGCACUUCGAGAGCCUCACGCCGACCUCACGUCUCAACGGACAGUGAUAGCUCCGGCCGUGCUUCUAGGCCAUCCACUAACGAGCCGAUGCAUACGCGCGUGUCGAACGUGAAAGCUCAAGUCGGUGACAAACUGAAAGUUUAUUAUGGACCCACACAGUCUGAAUCUAAGGUAUGGCCAUCCACUAACGAGCCGAUGCAUACGCGCGUGUCGAACGUGAAAGCUCAAGUCGGUGACAAACUGAAAGUUUAUUAUGGACCCACACAGUCUGAAUCUAAGGUCACGUACGAGGCUAAGGUAAUAGAGAUUUCGUCUGAGGGUAUGUUGAGAGUACACUAUACCGGCUGGAACACUCGCUACGACGAGUGGAUCAAACCGCAAAGGAUUGCACUCAACGUUACACAGCACGAACAGCGCAACAAAAAGGGUACCGGGAUGAGUAGACGUGUCCGUGCUAAGAUGAAUGAAGAGUCAUCAGCUCGGUCUGAUUCCGACAGUGACUCGGAUAGCGACGUCGAUCUGAAGAGACCACCUAAAAAACUAGACGAAAAAGGCCCUCCUUCUAAAAUUUUACCACGACCGAAAGAAGCAAAGACGGGUGAGAGCAGUGGCUCAAAUAAACCACGCAAGAGACCCGUACGUACAGUAUCUACGCCGACUAAUCUUUCUCCAAGCAAGAAACCACGACCGAUGCCCACCACUUGCCAUCAGGGACGAGACUUCGAUCUGAACGAAAUCAGAUCGGAGCUAAAAGGACUACAUUCAGUCAAACAGGACCACGAUGAAUCAUCAUUGAAACAAGAUCCACAUGACAAAACAUCUAGGCUCAUGCUUCCGGCAGCUACGAUGUCGGCCGCCCCCGCGGAACCCCCGCAACCCGAUAAACAAGCCGAGGACGUGUACGAGUUCAAAGAACCAGAACCAUUCGAACUGGAGCUGCACGACGAAAAGAAAAAAAGGACUCAUCGAAUAUUCGACGAUAUUUCCCCCAGUAAAUACACAUCAACGUUAUCGAAAUCGUUGAGUGAAGAAAUCUCCGAAGAUCCCUUAAGACCGCGUCCUUCGACUUUAAGAUCACCCUCGCUGUCGCCGUUCAGAGAUUUCGGAGCCACUCGUGCUCUCGAGCCAGGUAGACAAAGUCCCGAAGAAGACCCUAAAGUAUGUCUAUUCGGUUUGGACGACGACUCAUUCCAAGGCGAUGGCAGUUCGGGCCCCACUUUCGAAGGGUUCACUCCUGCUAAAAAUCAAGAGACUUACUCUAAGAAGAGUAAAGUGUCUAAGUUAAGAGAACUGAUCGACGAUUCGCCGGAAAGUCCGGCUGAUGACGAACAUUCUUCAGAGGAUGAGCAAGACUUGAUGGUAAAGGACGAAAAAGCGGUAAGUGAACCAAGCCCUGCUGCUCCCCAAGUGGAAACUGAGAAAAUAACGGAAAACGUUAAAGAAUGUGUCGCUUCAAAGGAAUUAGUGACACAAAUAAUACUGGAACCAAUCAUUGAAACGAAUACAGAAACUAAAUACGUUACAGAAGAAGCCGUAAAGCAAAAAGAAGUACCGAUGGAGAUAAUCAUAGCGCCGGAACGCCCAAAAACACCGCCACAGCAAAGAAAAGAAAUACAUAAAGUUAAUCUACUCUCCGUCCCUGUAUCCAUUUCUAAUGUCCAAAUGAAUGUGACGCUUACUGUUGCUAAUCCUGUUCUCAAACAAGAACCGGUCAAAGAAUCAUCACUCAAGUUGCUUACGGUUCCAAAAACACUAACGGAACCUAAAGAAAACAUUCCGCAAAUGAAGAUUGAACAAAACAUGGAACCAGAACCUGUAGUAUCGAAAUUUGAACCUCCCUCGAGCCCUCUGAUUGAUACAGAAGAAGAUAAGUCGGAACCCGACAGUCCGGCGAGGAUUGAUGUCAUCCCCGAACCGCCGCCUGGAUUCUUAUUACAGUCCGAGGGACCGAAGAUAGCGGAGAAAUUGCUUAAAGCCAUCAACAGUGCCAAGAGGCUCUCGAUGUCCCCGCCACCCACGGACGAUAGAUCGGAUGCGUCCAAAACGGAACCCAAUAAAUUUAACAAACCCGAGAUAAAAGUUUCUUCCCAAUCACCAGAACUGAAAACGAUCUCAUCAAAAUCUGACACGGUCAAGCCGUUAGUUAAGUCGGAACUCAAGAAAGUCCGAACUCCAGAAAUCAGCGAGUGUAUAUUCGGCGAGCCGUCGAACUUAACGGAUGCGAAGCGAGACGCGACCGACGUUAAGAAAGUUAGACCCAAAGACGAAAUCAGGAAAGAGGUUUUAUCUCCACGCUUACAGAGCCCAUUAAACAUACUUGAGCGGCGGCGUAGUGUUGCCGACUUACCAUUAGCAGUGCCCGCUCAGAAGAACAAUAAAGUUCUCAGCGACACGAUACAAAAGCUGUCGAGCCAGAUCAACCAGUCGGCGGCCGCUGCCGUCCCCUUGCCGCUGCCACCGUUCCCGCAAGCCGACAGGAGCGAAUCCAGCGAUUCCGACGAUUCCGAUCGGAGGUUAAUAAUCGACAAAGUGGAGGAGUGGGGCGGCAACAGUUGCGAGACGUCGCGGGCGAGCGGUGCGGCCGCCCUGGCAAGCCUACACGCCGGGAAGUCGGCCGGCGAGUGGAGCGCCGGGGAGUCCCUGCUCAUGCUCGAAGACGCUUGCAAGAACGAGAGGAAGCAUAGUGCAAGUGUAGUGGUGGCUGGCAGCGGCAGCGGCAGGGCAGCGGGGGUUGUCGGCGGGGGGGAGGAGGACAGCAACAUUUCGCUGCUGCUGUGCGAGGAGACCAUCCCCGGCUCCCCCGCGCCCGACGCCGAGCCGCAGCCGCCCCGCCACCGCCUGCACAUGCCCUUCGCUUCGGCGCCACAACACCAUCACUCGCUUUCUAAAGAGGAUCGUCGCGGCGAAGGUCCGUCCCGUCCGAUGGUGGCAGCGGGAGGGGGCGGCGCGGCGGGGGCGGGGGGUCCGGCCGCGGGCGAGGCGCCGGGCUGGGGACGCCGACACGCGCUCAUCGACAACACCCCGCCCACCACGCCCGACAGCAGCCUCGACAUGUCGCCACACAGGGACCGUCGUAUGUCUGAACGCGACAGUCCGUCGGAACGCAAAGACGACGAUGAUGAAGUACGACCGAUUGAUGCGUCACUGGAUAUUGAAAAACCACACGAGUCGUCAGCAUGCGGGCGGUCCCGCAAGGCGUCAGAGAGCUCCGGGGCGGGCGCGGGGGCGGGGCGGGGGCGCAGGCGGCGCCGCGACACCGACGAGCUCGGCGCGCACCACCCGCCGCACAAGUACAACUUCUAUGUCGAACUCGAUCCAUCAUGGGAUUCUCAGACGCGUAUAAACGUUCUUACAACACGACUAACAGAUUUGCGUAAAACCUAUCAUUCGGUGAAGGCGGAACUAGCCGCAAUAGAUCGACGUCGCAAGAAACUACGUCGGAAGGAGAGAGAAGCCGUAAAAGCUGCUAAAGCCGCGUGUUCGUGAUUCAAGAUGAACAUCAAUGAUCAAAAAUGAAGAGUUGUUAAAGCUAUUACACGUGUAUUCGUUUUAAGAUAAAUAUAACAUUUAAAAUUUUAAGAGAUUUAACUCUGUUAAUUUCGUAACAAAAUUUCAAAAAAAUAAAAACUGCUAUACCAAACAAAUGAGUAAUUCGUCCCAUUUUAAUAAAUAAUUUUAAUAUUACUCAAAAUUGUAAAUGUAAAGUUCUUUAUAAUUGUUGUCUAUUAUAUAUUUUAAGAAAUCUCUGAACUAAUUAUCUCUCAAUUUCUUAUUCCAUUGGUGGUAAGAAUGCAUUAGUUUUAAAACGAAUGUGAAGAUUUUAGUGUACCAAAUGGUAUUUAAAACAUAAGUCGUUCAAACAUGACGGUAUUGGACGGACUGACGGACUGUUUUUAUUUCGUAAAUUAGGUAAUUGUUUAGAAUAAGUUUCAAUAAAGUUUUAAACUAG
Messenger RNA from Bombyx mandarina (wild silkworm), 5896 nucleotides. RefSeq lists its product as uncharacterized. Gene Ontology annotation, biological process: regulation of transcription by RNA polymerase II. Lineage: Eukaryota; Metazoa; Arthropoda; Insecta; Lepidoptera; Bombycidae. The record is from RefSeq and is a predicted model, not a curated record. Gene Ontology annotation, cellular component: nucleus. Gene Ontology annotation, molecular function: transcription cis-regulatory region binding.